This is a messenger RNA of Pristis pectinata (smalltooth sawfish), 12286 nucleotides long. Its product is annotated as bromodomain and WD repeat-containing protein 1-like. Gene Ontology annotation, molecular function: protein binding. The record is from RefSeq and is a predicted model, not a curated record. NCBI's taxonomy places the organism in Eukaryota, Metazoa, Chordata, Chondrichthyes, Rhinopristiformes, Pristidae. Gene Ontology annotation, biological process: regulation of cell shape; regulation of transcription by RNA polymerase II; cytoskeleton organization. Gene Ontology annotation, cellular component: nucleus.
CUCUUUUUCCAUACGCGCAUGUGUACGGCCGAUUGAGGCCGGCCUCAGCACUCCCUCAAUGGCGACCGAAAAUCUUGAUUAAAGAGACUGGAGGCGGCCGGGCCCGGGGCUGAGCGAGACAGCGGCAGGACAAUUUUGUUUCGUAUAUAAAAGCACACAUAUACAGGGAAAAAAUAUUCAAAAAAAUACAUAAUUACAAACAAAAACUCACGUAUUAAAAUCCUUCUGUGAAAUUCAAGUACAUAAUUAAAAAAUAAGGAAAAAUGGCCGAGACAACCGCUACCUCUACUAAAGUCUCUCCAUUAGAAUCAGAGCUCUACUUCCUAAUCGCUCGCUUUCUCUCGGCCGGUCCUUGCCGAAAGUCGGCGGAGGUCUUGGUGCGAGAGCUGGAGGAGAAAGAGCUGCUCCCAAAGCGUCUUGACUGGGAAGGUAACGAGCACCACAGAAGCUAUGAAAACUUUGUUUUAUCAAAUUGGCAUGUGCCCCCUGAUUAUCUGCUGCAGAUAUGCCAACGAAUUGGCACAUUGCUGGAUAAGGAAGUUCCUCCAAGUGUGUCUGGAGUACAAUCCCUUAUUGGAGCAGGGCGACAAUCGCUACUUCGAACUGCAAAAGAUUGCAAACAGAUAGUAUGGAGAGGCUCAGCUUUUGCAUCUCUUCAUAGAGGGAGACCACCAGAAAUGCCCAUUCAUUAUGGGAAUCCACCAAGUGUUGUGGAAAUUAGUCCGUGCAGACAGUUGACAGGAUGACGUUUUAGUUCCAUUUUUCCAACCAGACCCUAUCAGCAUAUAAAAGAUUGCACCGGAGGAUCUGGACAUCUGUCUUCUGUGUAUUGUGUUGCUUUUGAUCGCACUGGUCACCGGAUUUUUACUGGCUCUGAUGAUUGUCUUGUGAAGAUCUGGGCCACACACACUGGUCGAUUACUCUCCACCUUGCGUGGCCACUCCACUGAAAUUUCGGAUAUGGCUGUGAAUUACGAAAACUCUAUGUUAGCUGCUGGCAGUUGUGAUAAACUAAUUCGAGUUUGGUGCUUGAGAACCUGCGCUCCAGUAGCUGUGCUACAAGGGACACAGGAUCCCAUUACUUCUCUGCAGUUUGGUCCAAUGAGUAAAGGUUCAGUCCGCUACACCUCGACAGGAUCUGAUGGGAGUGUGUUUUGGCAGUGGGAUUCAGAUACACUGAAGUUCAAGAAUCAGCCAUUGAAGUUUACGGAGCGGUCCAGACCAGGCUCUCCAAUGAUUUGUUCCUCAUUUAGCGUUGGUGGUAUGUUUCUAGCAGCUGGCAGCAGUGAUCAUGUAAUCAGAAUAUAUUAUCUGGGAUCUGGAACCCCUGAGAAAAUUUCGGAAUUAGAAUCUCACAUGGACAAAGUAGACAGCAUUCAGUUCUCCAACAACGGUGUUAGAUUGGUCAGUGGUAGCAGAGAUGGAACAGCGCGAAUCUGGCAGUACCAGUACCAGGAGUGGAGGAGUAUCUUACUGGAUAUGAGUGCCAAAUUGCCAGGUGACACUUGUCCAGGCGAUGAUAAGAUCACAAAACUUAAAGUGACAAUGGUGGCAUGGGAUCGUCAUGACAAUACUGUAAUCACUGCUGUGAACAACCAUACUUUAAAGGUGUGGAAUUCCUAUACCGGACAAUUGCUGCAUAUCCUAAUGGGUCAUGAAGAUGAAGUGUUUGUUUUGGAGCCACAUCCAUUUGACUCGAGAAUAAUUUUGUCUGCUGGCCACGAUGGAAAUAUCUUUAUUUGGGAUAUUACUAAAGGAACAAAAUCUCACCAUUACUUUAACAUGAUUGAAGGCCAAGGUCAUGGUGCUGUAUUUGACUGCAAGUUUUCACCAGAUGGACAGCAUUUUGCUUGCACUGACUCACAUGGACAUUUGCUUAUAUUUGGAUUUGGAUGCAGUAAAUUAUAUGAAAGGAUUCCAGAACAGAUGUUUUUCCAUACUGACUAUCGGCCAUUAAUUCGUGAUGGAAACAACUUUGUCUUGGAUGAACAGACUCAACAGGCUCCCCAUCUCAUGCCAACACCGUUUCUAGUAGAUGUGGAUGGGAAUCCUCAUCGAACAGAAUAUCAGCGAUUGGUGCCAGGACGUGAGAACUGUCAAGAUGAACAACUCGUACCACAGUUAGGAUAUGUAGCAACAAGUGAUGGUGGUGUUGUGGAGCAAGUGAUUGGGCAGCAAACAAAUGAACAAGAUGAACAGAACGUGGAGCUUAGUAUUCUGGAUGGCCUAAUUCAAAAUUUGCAACAGGAGCAAGACCAGCGGAUGGGAACUGAACAAAACGGAUUAAAUAGUCCAUACAACAGGGUCAGCACACCUGCAAGAGCUUUAAGGAACCCGAGCACUGAUGUUUUGUCACCACCAAAUGUGGGAUUGCGUCGGAGUGGGCAGAUUGAGGGUGUUCGUCAGAUGCAUCAUAAUGCGCCCCGUAGUCAAAUAGCCACAGAAAGGGACAUCAUGGCCUGGAAACGAAGAGUGGUGGUACCAGAAAUACCAACUAGUGUGAACAGCUUGCAGGAAGAAUUUAGGAUUGCCAAAAGUGAGGAGGAAAUUGCCUUAUAUGCAAGAGAGAAGAAAAGACGAUCGAUUUAUUCUACACAAAGGAAUGAUUCCUUGGAUUCAUAUGAACACACAAAAAAGGAAAUGAGGGACGCCGUUGCGAAGCAGCGUAAAUACGAACUACGGGCUGCCGUUGAAGAAUUGGCUCAAUUUUUCCAUGAAGAAGCAGAAGAAGUUAGCUCAGAAGAGGAAAGUAAUUCAGCAGAGGGCAGUGGAGGCUCUUCAGAAGAAUGGCAGAGUGGAAGUAACAGCUCAAGUGAUUCUUCAAGUGAUUAUUCAGACUGGACAACGAAUGCAGGAAAUAAUCUUCAGCCACCCAAAAGACCAAGCAGACGACGAGCUCCACGCAUACUGAGCAGCUCAGAAGAUGAACAAGAUGAUAAGGCCAAAAAACUUUGGAAUAAAAAGAUAAAGAAACCCAAAGGAAGACCACGAAAGAAACCAAAUCUUCUUCCAACUGGUGAUGGUUCAAUAUUAGAGGAGUGGCAUCCACCGAAGUGGAUUACUGACACUGUGCCACGCAGGUCACCUUAUGUUCCACAAAUGGGGGAUGAGGUUGUCUACUUUCGGCAAGGUCAUGAAGCUUAUGUUGAAGCUGUUAAAAAGGCUAAAAUAUACACCAUUAGUAAACGCAAACAGCCAUGGCGCAAGAUCGAACUUAGGGAUCAAGAAUUUUUGAAAAUUGUUGGGUUAAAAUAUGAAGUUGGCCCUCCUACACUAUGCUGCCUCAAGCUUGCCUUCAUAGACCAUGACACAGGCAAAAUUAUGGACAAGGCAUUUUCAGUGAAGUAUCAUGACAUGCCAGAUGUGAUAGAUUUUCUUGUUCUACGUCAAUUUUAUGAUGAAGCCAGAAAAAUGAAUUGGAAAGCAAAUGACAAAUUCCGAUCUAUAAUAGAUGAUGUUUGGUGGUUUGGGAUGGUAUUGAGUCAGGAGCCAUUCCAGGCGGCAUAUCCAGAUAGUCAUUUCCAGUGUUAUACUGUUUGCUGGGAGAAUAAUGAAAUUGAGAGACUCAGUCCUUGGGAUAUGGAACCCAUUUCUGAAAAUGCCCAGUAUCCUGAUGAUCCAAGUGCUGGUGUUUCUGUGACUGUAGAAGAGCUAGAAGCUCUGCUGUACAAACCUCAAGAGGGAGAGUGGGGUGAAAGAUCAAGAGAUGAAGAAUGUGAACGUAUUAUCAGGGGCAUUGAUGAUGUUCUGACUCUUGAUAUAGCAGCUCCCUUUAAUGCGCCUGUGGAUCUUCGUGCAUAUCCUGCAUACUGUAUGGUAGUUUCUUACCUCACCGACCUCAGCACUAUCAGAAUGCGAUUGGUCAAUAGGUUUUACAGGAGGAUCACUGCACUUGUGUGGGAGGUGAGGUACGUGGAGCACAAUGCACAAACUUUUAAUGAACCAGACAGCCCUAUUGUUAAAUCGGCCAGAAGAAUCACUGACCUACUUCUUAAAUUCAUCGAGAAUAAAGACUGUUAUGAUAUUUUUGAAAUUUGGAAUACGAUGGAGAAUUGUUCAAUGGACUCUCAAGAAGAGGAUGAGGGUGAUGAUACAACCAAUGUUGCAGGGACAUCUACUCGGAGAAAUCACCUAAGGCACGAAUUGGGUAGGAGCAUGAUCUGUGAUGCCAGUGAAUGGAAAGCUCAGUGCAGACAGCUGGUGGAGGUCCUAUUUCAGUGUGAAGAUUCCGAACCAUUCAGGCAGCCCGUGGAUCUUGCUGAAUAUCCAGAUUACAGGGAUAUUAUACACACUCCAAUGGACUUGGGGACUAUAAAAGAAAUAUUAGAAAUGGAAAAUUAUGAAAGUCCAAUAGAUCUUUGCAAAGAUGUGCGAUUAAUCUUUAGCAAUGCUAAAGCUUAUUCCCCAAACAAAAAGUCUAAGAUAUAUAGCAUGACUCUGAGACUGUCUGCAUUUUUUGAGAACCAAAUUCGAAAAAUCAUCUCUGAUUACAAAACUGCUCAAAACUAUAAUAAAAGGAAUCAACAUAAAUGGAGAUGCAAGAAACGGAUACACAGUUCUGAUGCCUCUAAGUCGAGCAGCAGAGGAUCCAGUCCAGAGCGAAAACGGAAACCAGUGAAGCCUCAAGCAAAAGCUGAACAUCUUUGCAAAAGAUCUACCUCAUUAAGUUCAUCUCAGAACAGCACAAGUGGCACUGGUGAUAGUGCCUCCAGUGAUGCUUCUGAGCAUUCUUCUACAUUACCCAGAGUAAGAAACACAAGGGCCAGGGCACCUGCCCUAACUGUAAAGAAAGAAGGAAGAAAAGAUUUACUCAACGGGUCGGUUGGAUCAACAACAGUAUCAGGAAGUGGAGACUCCAGUGAAAGUUCUGCUGAAGAGAAUAAUUGUACUGUGAAAUCUUCGACCUCUUCUCCAAAUGUUACUUGGACAGAAUGUGUGGCAGGCAGCAGUAGGACUGUAAGAAAGCGCAUCUUACCUAAACACAAAAUAGAAACAGCUGCUAGUGGUACUCGGAUAAAUGGACACAACAGAAAAUUGGUCCGUCAGACUACAGCAGCUAAGAAACGCAAGAUCUUGAGUGAUUCUGAGGAAGAAGACUCGCAGCCAGAGAGGGAUCAUGAGAUAUUUGGUGGUGGUAAAAGAAGAAAAAAUGUCAAUGUUUUGGAAGAUGAUGACUCUCUGUCUGAUAGCCAGGAGCAACAGCAGCAGCAGGAGGAGGAAAUGGUUCACAGCAAAUGUAGUUCAAGUAGCAGAACUGGUUCUAGAUCUGAAGGCAGCUCAAGCUCCAGUUCUGAAUCAAAAUCACAGACAGACUCUGAAUCUGGAUCUGUUUCUGACUUAGAUAGUGAUUACAAUAUGAAAGGAAAGUCAAAAGUUAAAAUGAAGAUAAAAUUGAAGAAAGGGAGACCUAAUAAAGGUAAACGGAGAGGAAAAAACAAAGCUCUCACUAAAAAAGGCACCAGCAGAUUAGAAUACAAGAAACAGCAAAAUGUCUUGGACAGUGAAGAGGGAGAUGAUGAUGACGACUCUGAUUAUGUCAAAAGAGAUUGUGUUUGUAGACCAUCUGCAAUAAGGACCAGAAAUCAAGGCAGAAGGACUGUAAGAUAUGAUGAUUAUGAUUCCGAUACGGAUGGUGUCUUACAUAAUGAGGUUGCUAACCAUGGAAUAUCCAGGUCUGGACGGGUACGGCGGAUACCCAUGAGAGUGAGAGAUUGAGAGGCAGCCAUUUAUUGGCAUUGUACCACUGUGAAUUUUUUUCUCUAGAAUUUCAGGGAUUAUAUUUAUAUUUUUCUGGAUUUAUUUUCUGGGGAAGGGGGAAAGCUGGCUGUUCACGGACACAAAAAUCAUGGUUGACACUGCAAACAUUAAGCAACAUUUAACAGCACAAGAUAAUGAAAAAGGACAUAAGACAACUCUAGUAAUGUCUGUGGACCAUGCUAGAAAAGAGUCUGCAAUUUGCAUUUGUCUCCUAUUGAGCACUACAAAAAUUAUUUAUUUUUACUGCCUUGCAUGUAUUUAAGCCAAUUGAGAGCAUAUCUGUCUCUUCAAUAGUCAAAGCAGUUUUUGUUUGCAUUUAGGUACUGGAUUAUGAAUCAGGAAGGAACGUUUUGCAUCCAUCUCAAGAUUUGUGAUAAUGACUCCUUUAAUCGAAUUUGUGUUCAAGUCAAAUAUUUUUGUCUAAAAUGUGUACUUUAAUACUGAUUUAGAGACUUAUUUUUGGAAGGGGAUGAGUUUAAGAGAAGGAAAUAGCACUGCAGUAUGGAAAGGUUGAAAAGAUGAGAAUUUCUUUAAAGUAGGUGUGCAAAAUUGAACAAAAGUCUGUAACUUUGUCCUAACCCCAGUAUACCCUGUUUGGAUGAAUAAUAAUUUAAUCUGUUGGUGUUUUUUAUCCUUUAAGUUGUCUGUCUAGUCAGCAGCUAUAGUAACUGCCUGAUUAAUUUUCAGAUCCCUGUUUGGUUAAAGGACAGAAUAAAGCAAUGUUUGCUACUGGCCUUAAUGCUCAGAAUAUAUAACAUAUUUUCCAUUUUUUUUGCAAGGUUGAGAGUAAAGAGAAGAUAAAUAUUCAUACUGUGCCAGUCUUAUACAGGUAGUGCAGAAUCUGAGCAUUUUUUUGGAAUAUGAGGGAUGGCUUGGAAUUGAACUGAGGGGGAUAAAGGUUAAGUUAGAAGCAGAUAAAUUAGAAAAUGCAGGAGAAAAAUGUACUUGGAUGCAAUCUGGUUUAAAAUCUGUUUUACCUCUGUUUUUCUGGUAACUUGUUAAAAAAUUAAUCCAGCCUGGUUUAUUUCAUUCAACUUGUUAAUGCCUCAACAUCUAUGCAAAUGUUCAAUGAUAGCCAGAAGGUAGUCUUAAAAAGGAGUCCUUUAUUAAAGGCAUUUUCAAAUAUUUCAUUAAAAAAACGGUGAUUUGAGUGAACUCCAUGCAUGCAUUAACUUACUAACUCUGGAGUGAUAUGGUGCACACUCGCCGUAAUAAAUGACAUGAUUAUUCCAAAAUAAUGCUAUUUUCCCAAAUGUGCAGUACAUUAAUUGUACCUUCAACCUAUACUUUCAACUGAUGCUUUAUCCAUUUACAGAGUUUGUAAAAUUAGGUCAUCUUUGUUGCUCUCUAACUUUAAAGGCAGUGAUUCGCACUGAGGUGCAAUUAUGUAGGUAAUAUCAGGUUGAGUGUCCAUGUGUUUAGCUGGUGAGCACUUACACUUAGCUAGCCAUAGUUUUGAAGUGAUUUGGGUGUUUUUAACCCAAACAUGAUCUAGACCACCUAGCAAAGAGGUACAUACCUAGUUUUGGAUUGUAAUAGGGACACCUGUUAUUUUUCCACCCAUCUGAUUAACUGUUAUGCCCUUAGCACUGCAUAGACUGAAAUUAGCCAGCAACAAAUAAUGGGAGUUUUGCAUGGUGUUCAUUGGCACAAUGCUACACUAAAGAACCUGGUGUGUGAUUUUUAAAUUCCAAGUUAUUUGCUAGUUGCUUCAGCAAAAGUCACCUGGGUUGGCACACUAUGUUUGACUGGAUCUGCAGUAACUCACUGAUGCUCAAGUGUUGGUAGAUAGUAUCCCCUUUGAUAAUGUCUUCAACUUGGUUAUAUAUUACAGACCACAAACUUCACUGGAAUGCCACAAGAAAACUGAUUCCAUUAUUUUGUAAUGUCGGGAAUGCAAUGCAUUGGAAUAAAUUUUCCCAAUUUCUAACAGUCGGGAUUCUUCUGCCUAUUUAUAAUAUUUGUUCAAAUCUAUAUUGUACCCCACAUGAUACAAGAUUGACUUGUUUACUGAAGAUGUUGAUGCACUGCUAAUAUUAUAUUCCAAGAGAUGGUAUCAUAAAUGAAUUUGAAGGUCAAUGCAAAACUGCUGUAUUGUUGUAGCUUUUUUUUAACAAGAAAUUGCAAAUUUCACUUUGGUUUAUGGUGAGCCAUUUAUUUAAGGAAGUAUUUAAUUUGUACUUAAACCAGUAGUUGGUCAGAUUAGUUUUUCCAAAUUAGAUUUUCCUUUCAUUUUUAUCUCUAUAUCCAGUCUUUGCAAAAAAAACUAAGAUACCAGUUAAAUUAAACCUCCACUUCUUGCCCAGUUAGCUUUUCAAAGAGCGCACAGAGGAUUUAAAUUUCUGAAUUUGCAAUGCUUUUUUUUCCAGAGUGGGACCAAUAGCCAUCAGUCUUCAGAGAUGUUGUCCUAUUGCCUGCAUCAAUUCCCAUUUACCACACACAAUUUUUCAAGGAUGAGGGGUGGAGGGAAAACAAUGAAGUCAUUUUUAGAAGUUUUUUUUAUUCUGUUCAAUUAUAAAAAUAGGAUUUAUUUUUAAAAAUGCAUCCAAGUUUUGCAUUUCUCAUAUGCAAAAUGUUCUUUGAAUGCCAAAUGAUAACCUCUGGAAAAGAGGCAGUUGAACUCUGAGAGUGUGUGAUUUCUGAGAUUUAGUAUGAUGGUGGCAGCCAGUUUUGCUCCAUUUGAUAGGUUUUUUAUUAAAAAUCUGUAUAACCGCCUGUAACAGCAAGUGACCUUUUAGCUCAUCCACAGUUUAUUGGUGUGGAGUUGUGCUUAGAAAAAGAGAUUUGGUGCCUUCAGUUUUGUCUGUGCCUACAAUGAUGCUAGAUGAUAUUCAUAAUCUUUUGGUGUUAUUUGUCCUCAGGAACACAUUAAACUAUGUUUUGCCUCAGCAAGCCACACCAUCCCUUCCCAUGUUUAACUCGAAUGUUACAGAAAUUUUACCGCUAUCAGAUUUUAAUAUCAUUUCAAAAUGGAGAGAGAGUGCUUUGAAGUGGUUAUGGUUUUAUAUAAAAUGUAACAGGUAAUUUUAGCCUAAUUUGUAGGGGAAGGAAUCCAUAGAUUCAGGUGGAAUGUCGGUUUACUUUGGAUUCAAUGUCAUUUCAUUGCCUCAACAGUAAGUAAGAUUGGCAAAGACAAAACAAGCAUUGGCAAAAGAUUGAGUUUUCUGGUGGAUGUUAGGUUAAAAUUGUCCCCAAGUAGUUUCUCAUUUUAUUUUUCUUUGCUUCCAUUAAUCAAAAAUCAAAACUUGUGAAUUGUCAUCUUCUAAGGAAUUUUGUUAUGGGUUAAACAUUCCCUUGAUAAUGUUUUGACUUAAGUAAAAAUGGUGAAAAUUCUGCAUCAGUUGGUGCAGUUUGAAAAUUAUGCUCAGUUAUAGAAGACUGGAUAAUUUGCACAGAUGCUAAUAUUUCAUAGGCAAUUGUUAACUAGUUAAACAAUUGAUGCCUGUAAUGAGCAAUAAACCAUUAGUGGAAUCAGUGAGUUCCUUCUAAUCCCAAGUAUAUGUCAAUGAAUGUAAAGAAGACAAGUUUUUAAAAAUAAUUUUGAAAGGCCUCAAUUAUCUCACAAUGCUCACGUUGAAGUAAUCAUUAAUUGCUUGUAAACUAUAAAUCUUCAUGAUACCUUUAACUUUAUUUAUUGAAAUGUGUUUUUCUCUUGCCCAUUCCAAUAACUCGUUGAGCAACAAAAUGCAAAGAAAUGGUUGUAAAUUUAGGAAAUGGAUACAUGGUACUAGCUGCUGCAAAGUAUGCAUUCCAACCUCAACAGGAAGUAAUCUUUGCUUUAUUGUGCACUUUCUUCCACCACCACAUAUCCUGUCCCAUCACAAACCCUCCUUAAAUCCUAUUUGCCCCAUGAAAUGUGGUAGAAUUCCUAUAUGAAGUUUAAAAAAUGCACUUUGCAAUUGACUUACUCCAAUGGCACUCUAAUAUUUAGAGGCUGCACAAAAUCUGCAUUGACCUAUAUUUGUUUUCCAGCUUUAAAACAGAAAAUGCUGUGAGUAUUCAGCAUCUGUGGAGAAAGCUGACCUUUCAACAGGUUUUGGAUCUAUUUCCCAACACGUCUCAGCAUCCCUCCCUCCAUCCCAUAAUUCCAUAACCUAUCCAAAGCUUUGUAACUCUGCCCUGCCCUUCAUAAUUUUGCAUUGAUGUAAAACUAAUCAUAUAAACAGGUGGGGUUGUUUUAUUACGGAUGACAGAUAAAAGCUUAGUAACUAAAGGCAAUACUUUACUGCAUUACCUUAUUCAGCCAAUCAGUCUGUUGCCAAACCAAAAUCAUUUUAUACCAGGAGACAUUAACACCAUAACGUCUCUCAAGAUAUGUUAAUAUAUUUUAAUUAAAAAAGGCAAGUUAAUAUCUGCAGCAAAAUAAAUAAAAUUUGGGUAUCAAGUUGCAAGGGUACAACUCCAUAGGAUUUGGCAUCUUCCACUAAGUUUUAGCCUUAAUAAUAUAAGCAGGUUGAACAGAAUCAUAUCUGAUUCUGAAUACUCUCAAUAAGAAAUUUCACCUGAGCUGCUAUAAAAUGUGCCUAGAUGGUUAAUGCCAGAAGGUUGCUCGUUUGGAGAAUACAGUGGAAUGAGGUGAAUUGUAACCAGAAAUAGGAACCUUAUUUAUUCUUCCCUCAUUUUCCUACCCUGUUCUCCUUCCCCACCUCCAAUCUGAGAGAUGCCAAAACAAUUUGUGUUGACAUAACCCUGCUCCUUCCCCUAUUAGCUAACAGUAUAGAACUGUGGUUGAAGUUAUAAGUGGUAAUGGAAGCAUUGACAGAAUUUGGUACCAUUCAGUUGCACAGCUGAAAUGUUGUGAUUUCUUUUUGAAUUGUUGUGUGCAUGUGCACAGGCUGCAACCCAUCUUGUUUUUUCUCCCCUCAUUGAAAUGCAUAUUACAACAAUAAUUCCCCUUGAUGACAAAUUAUAAACCUUGUGUUUCUCAGACAUAGUUUCUAUGAGCAUAAUAUAAUGCACAAUGGAAUUGCCCAGAAAAUGUACUUUGAAAUUGCCACACUUGUCAGAUAAUGAUGAAAUCGUUUCAGUGAAUUAAUUUUCUGGAUGUGUUGCUUGAUAUCUUUGUUCUUAAGCAUGAUGUAUUAAAAGAGUAAUAACCAAGAACAAUGAUUUCCACUUGCAUUUUGUAUUACGUUUGCAGUUGAUUUGGAUAUUCUGCUUCUUUUACAAAGAAAGAGGUUUAUUAUUCCAGAGCAAAUGGGCUUUCAAAAGACUGCCACAAAAAAAUUAACCUUCCUUUAUUCUUCAGACAUGAAACACAUUUUCAGCAUGUUUUUUGUCAUUUUUAUAUGAAAAAGAACACUUCAAUUGGCUGCAAAAAUUAUAAAGCUAGUUCAAUUUAUGAACAAGCCUAACAAUAGUUUCCCUGCAUGGUUAACAUCUGACUGAGUUGAUUCACUACCUUUUAAUUUAAGCUCGGAAUGAACAAAAAAUAAAAUUUUGUUUUUAUAUUGACAUUGUAAACACUUCAGAUGUUAGUUCAAAGAUUAACUAUAUCAGUUUAUGGAAAUUACUGUCAUUGACUAUGCAUUUGGGUUUCCAGGUAGCAGUACAGUAUUGAAAAAGGUAACACUUAAGAAUUUUGUAUAAAUGUUCAAAAUAUUAAAUAAUGACAGAAUUAACUAAUUUUGAUUUAAUACAGGCAGUUAACUAAGAUCUUGGUUUUCACAAAUGACUCAUGAUUUGUGUUGUAUACUAUGUAAUAUAGUGGAUAAUGUUUCCAUAGACUUUGCAUCUUGGAAGCUAAUGUUUGUGAUAAAGUGCAAUGUCCCAGAUGAUGUGAUUAUGGCGUUUAGAUGUUUUAUUUGGGGAGAAGAGCACCAUUUCCAUAAUUUCAGAAGCGGAAUACUGCAGUGCCAAAUUGGAGUAUCUGAUAUGAAUUUUAAUCUUUACUCCUGCAUAGACAAGUUUAUGAUUAGUGGUGGGGUGUCUGAUUUUGGGGGGAGAGAGAGAGAGAUUAACAGCAUGAUGGUGCCCACUUCUGCAGGAACAAUCUCCACUAUUGCACUGAGAGCAGCAGCAAUUACAUACUGUUUCGAGGAUCUGGCCACCUUGUGACUUUAGGCAAAAGGCUAUGAGCUCCAGUGUGUGCAUUAGAACUAAAUGGGUUCAAAGUUGUUCCUUAAAAGUUUAAACACGUUGCAAGUACGGAUUUGCUCCAAAGUCUCUACUUUAAAAAUAGUUGUUUAUUCAGUUUCCUGGGACAUUGCUUUUGCCAAAUUGUUUCUAUUUUGAUCUCAGGAACCCUUUAUAUGUGUAAACUGAAGAAUCAAAUUAUUCAGGGAGAGGUGUUUGCCAAAAUGGUAAACUUCAGUUUUCUUUGAUACGAAAGGAAAAACAUUGGCAGUUUAUUUUAUCAUUUUUGGCAAUUUAUUGUAAAUUGUGUAUAUGUAAGUAUUUAGAAAACCUGCAAAUUUUGCCUUAGCAGCAUAGCAUAUUGUAUAAAUUAAUAGUGUAUGUGGCUGUGGUUAUGCUAUUUUCCAAGUUUUAUGCAGAAAACUGAUUCCCCUUGUAAAAAUAAAAUCAUUGUU